AUGUCGGUGUCAUCUACGUACACGUUUGAUCACUCAAGUCCUAUGCCUUCUCACUCACCGGUAAAUAUGUCGGGUGGCUCGGAUCUGAACAAAGAUGCGGAGGAGACGCACUGUGGUCACGGCGAUUUACGAGGAGUUCUGGGCUUGUUUGUGCAAGCUUUGUUAGCGUUUUUGGCCUUCACUUCUUUGAUCGUGAAGCGGUAUUGUGAGCCAAAACAUUCCAGACGGCCUUGGAAGAUUUGGUUUUUUGACACGUCUAAACAAGGUGUUGGAGCAGCCGUGCUUCAUUUUGCCAACCUGUUCCUUUCUGACGUGUUUGCAGGAGACCCUUGUACAUGGUACUUCAUCAGUUUUCUGUUGGACUCAACUGUGGGACUACUGGUGAUCUACCUUGGUCUGAAGUCAUGCCAGCUGCUGGCACAUCGAUAUGGCUGGAAAACUUUAUACUUUGGCGAAUAUGGUGACCCAGCACGAUGUGACGCCUGGGUAGGCCAGUGUGCUCUGUACAUCUUAGUGAUGAUUGUAACCAAAAUACUCAUGACACUACUGGUCCUGUUCAAGUUUUGGACUGACGUGAGGAAAUUUUUAAUGGAUCCGAUCAGCAAUCCAGAGCUGGAGAUAGUUAUUGUCAUGUUUAUGGUUCCUCUGGUUGUUAACGCCAUUGUGUUUUGGGUAGUUGACAAUUUCCUCAAACAGUCUAUACAGAACACAAAGUCCAUCUACAUCAACUCCAGCGUCAAUGAGGGUCGAGUGAAGUAUUUCCACAACUCGGACUCCCUAAAAUGCUACAGUCGGAUAGAGCCCACCGAGGAUCCCGACUGUGAUAUGUUGCUCUCCGCUGAGGAUGACGUGGAAGCCAGACAUCGAACCACUGAUUCCUUGGAUCGAUUCACAAGAUGA
Molecule: messenger RNA, 900 nt
Organism: Candidula unifasciata
Lineage: Eukaryota; Metazoa; Mollusca; Gastropoda; Stylommatophora; Geomitridae
Source: the annotation of a GenBank genome assembly